GCUACCAGCUCUGUGACAACAGCGUGGGCGUGCUGUUCAACGAUUACACUCGUCUGAUCAUGUACACCGACGGAGACAGUUUGCAAUACAUUGACAAGACGGCGACCGAAUCCUACCUCAGCGUGCGCUCAUACCCCACGGCUCUCAACAAGAAGAUCACACUGCUGAAAUACUUCCGCAACUACAUGAGCGAGCACCUGUUGAAGGCUGGUGCCAACAUGGCACGGCGGGAAGGAGACGAGCUGGCGCGGCUUCCGUAUCUCUCCCUCUGGUUCAGAACGAAGAGCGCCAUCGUCCUGCACCUGACCAACGGCACCGUUCAGAUCAACUUCUUCCAGGACCACACCAAGCUGAUCCUGUGUCCACUGAUGGGCGCGGUGACGUACAUCGACGAGAAGCGAGAGUUCCGCACCUACAAGCUGUCGCUGCUGGAGGAGUUCGGCUGCUGCAAGGAGCUGGCCAGCCGCAUUCGCUACGCCAAGCUCAUGGUGGAGAAGCUGGCGGACAGCAAGCCCCCCACCACCGCACAUUAGACCCCAACGUCUUCAAUCACCGACCUCCUCUCCCAGUCUGGCUGCGUCUCGCCGGACGGGACAGACUUAAAUCCUCCUGUAUUUUAUCCACGGGUUGCAGUGUAAUGAUUUUUAUGUCGUCUCUGACGCUCUGAAACGCACCUUGACGAUUAAACUCCCAGGUGUUGUACAUGAAAAUUUAAUUUCAGUCUCUCAGCCACUGAUUGUUCUGCUUUUUUUCUUUUUUUUCUUUUGUUAAUAGAAACUCACUUGAACUCUUGUUAUCUUAACUCUCUUGAUGAAGCUUACUCUUGACAAACACAUUCCCACUGAUGUAAUCUGAGGGAGCCGGAUCACUGACACAACGCAGGAUCUGACCCCGUUUCAAUGAAUCUAUUCGGGGAAAGUUACACGUUUGGUUUCAAAUUCAUCUUGACGUUGAAACAAUCGUUCCUCUUUUCACUCUUCUUAUGGUUUGUUUCCACUUGUUCAUGUCUGAGACUGUGUGGAUGGAAAAGGCUUCUCUGCUUUCGUCUGUUUUAUCUGUGUUGUAUGUUGAAACUCACCACGACGACACGUCUUCAUCAUGUACAUCCUGUAGUUUUACUCCUUUUUAAAAAAAUAUCUAUUUUAGAUUUCUUCUACAAGAUGUACACACAUGUACAUAAUGCUGAAUAUGCCUACAUGUUGUAAAGAUGGUUUAAUUUUACCCAAGUUUAAAUAAAGAUGUUUUUUGAACAAGGUAAAAAACUGUUG
Messenger RNA from Paralichthys olivaceus (Japanese flounder), 1268 nucleotides. The record is from RefSeq and is a predicted model, not a curated record. Lineage: Eukaryota; Metazoa; Chordata; Actinopteri; Pleuronectiformes; Paralichthyidae.